This is a messenger RNA of Clonostachys rhizophaga, 2883 nucleotides long. NCBI's taxonomy places the organism in Eukaryota, Fungi, Ascomycota, Sordariomycetes, Hypocreales, Bionectriaceae. The record is from the annotation of a GenBank genome assembly.
AUGGCCGAGGACGACGGCGGCCUGCCCGCUCAAGACUGGGCAGGCGGUGCCGCGUCGCCUGCAGGUAGUGAAUCGGAGAAUGAGGCCGGUGGCGCGGACGCGCCAUCACAACCAAUUCAAAAACGGCGUCGAGUUACGCGCGCCUGCGACGAAUGCCGCCGCAAAAAAAUCAAAUGCGAUGGGAAGCAGCCAUGCACCCAUUGCUCUGUUUACAGUUACGAAUGUACAUAUGAUAAACCAUCCAACAGAAGACGAAACCCAGCACCACAAUACAUCGAGGCCCUCGAAGGCCGCUUGCAACGCGCAGAGACCCUUCUUCGCAAAUUCAUGCCGGACGUCGACCUGGCGGAUCCUAAUCUGGACCCAGCAGUGCAGCAAGAAUUUCACAACCGCGAGCAAGCACGCGCUCGUGCGGCCAAACAGCAACCCGGUCACCAUUCAGUGCCAUCUACCUCAUCCUCAAAUGAUACUCAGCUAAUGUCUAUGAUCGACUCGACCGGGCAGCUUGACAUCGACGACAAGGGCGGCUGGGACUUUCAUGGUAUCUCAUCUGGGGCGGUAUUCUUGAAGAGAAUGAAGGAUCACUUCCGAGGCAAACUCGGCCCUUCGACGAAGCUCCCAUUCAUGGCUCGCGGAGAACGACAUACUGGUCUGACAAAUCUUGAUCCUCCGACGCCGGCUGGACAGUCUCCGUUUUCUUCCGUCUCUAACUACGCAGAGAUGCCCUCGAAGGAGGUCACUCGCAACUUAUGCUACUAUUCUUUAAGUUGCGCAACCUGCCUUGUUCGGAUUAUUCAUAUUCCUUCAUUUUACGAAAAGCUCGAUUCUGUCUACGAUCGACCAGUCGAUAGCCUCAGCCAGGAAGAGAGUCAUUUCCUUGGGUUGGUGUACUCAGUCCUUGCCCUGGGAUGCAUGUACAACAGCUUGGAUGAAGCAAGCCCAUCAAGGAUGGCUUACCAAGAGGCAACAGAAGAGGGUAGCAUGAAAUAUUAUAAAAGUGCAAGAGUGCUGUUGCAAGAUAUCACCGAGUGCCGUGAUCUCACCUCCCUCCAGGCUCUUCUUUUCAUCAUAUUAUUUCUCCAAGCAACAUCUAAUUUAAGCGCAUGCUAUGCUUUUGUGGGAAUCGCACUACGCUCCGCCCUUCGCAUGGGUCUUCAUCGACAUUUAGAGCAUGCGCAAAUCGAUACCGUGGAAGACGAGACUCGUCGGCGUGUUUUCUACGUGAUUCGGCAAAUGGACAUUUAUGUGUCAACCUUAUUAGGAUUCCCUUUGCUGCUCAACACCGAAGAUAUAGACCAGCCAUACCCUUCAGAGGUAGAUGAUGAGUUCAUCACCCCGACUAUGAUUCUGCAGCCACCACCCGGAUCCUCGUCAUUUUAUGUGGCUUUCAAUGCGCAUACCCGACUCAUGGAAAUUCUCGCCAAGAUAACGAAAUUCGUGUACCCAAUGAAGAGUGGGCCUUCGAACGGCAAACUUCAGAAGGCUUCGGCCGCCAAGUCUUCAUACUCAAUCAGUUACGCUAAGAUUAAGGAGAUCGAAGGUGACCUUCACGAUUGGUUUGAGAAGCUCCCAGAAAGGUGGCGGCCCAGCCCCGAUGGGCCUAUUGAGGUCGUGAGGGUUCGUCAUCUACUGAGAUUUGUCUAUGCGCACGUACAGUUAGUUCUGUACCGUCCGUUCUUGCACUACGUCUCUCCUCGUCUUGGUCAAGGAACGAAGAUCGAUGAGCUAUCAUAUGCUUGCGCUGCCGCUGCCAUCAGUGUGUCCCGUAAUAUAGUUCACAUCGGUCUUGAAAUUCGAAAGCAACGAGUGUUAAGUGGGCCAUAUUGGUUCAUGCUAUACACCGAAUUUUUCGCCGUCCUAUCUCUCGUAUUUUACGCCCUAGAGAACCCGGAAAAGCCAGGCACUUCUGAAGUUCUUGCCGACGCCCGUGCAGGCCGUCAGAUGAUUGCCGAGCUUGCGGAUAAGAGCUACUCGGCGGAUAGAGUAGCGAGCAGUUUAAAGGUUCUGUUUGAUCAAUUACCAGAUGAUCUCGAAACAACGGCGAGUCGCUCAGCGCCAUCGAAAAAGCGCUCUGCCCCGGCUGCUGGCCAGCCUGGCUCUUUGCCAAUGUUCUCUGGUGGUCGCCAAUCAAGCGUGUCGUCACAACGGACAGAAGAUUUAGCACGGGCUCGAAGUGGAGGCAGGGCACCAACUGCUUUCUCUACGCCAACCUCGCGAGGAUCCAGCGAUACCAUUCAACAGUUUUCUGACCCUAGAUUCCAGGACCCGAACUUUUCCACGAACAUGACCGACCUGCUGUCGAUGGAUAUAUCAUCGCGGGGAACCUCGGGGUCUCCCAGCAUUGGAGGGUCGACCAGCCAACAACCACCUUAUACAAUGCCGCCACAGCAGUUCAGCACUCGACACCCUGUAAAUAAACUCAACACGCUCAUGUUCCCAUCGGAAGAUCCAUUCGCCUAUCCCAACCAGCCAAUGAUGGAGCUUGGCUUCCAGCCUCACUCCAACAUGGGGGAUCAAAAUCAGUCAUCCCAGUUCUUCGUUCCCGGAAGCAUGGAGGAGGGCGACAGUCAGGUCCUUGGGCAACCCCCGCCAUAUGUGAUCCAACACCCCGAAGGCCAGCCUGGAUUUGAGUUUUCAACGGAAAUGUACGACCCCAACUUAUUUGGAAUGCAAAUGGGACAGCAGCCACAUACACACGGAUCAGGACCAGGACAAUCGCCGCAUCACGGGAUGCCACAUUCUGGACAGACGUACCCACACGCUCGUCGGCCGCACCAGAGGCGACAGCAAAGGCAGAUUGAUCAAAUUUUCACGGAGCAAGGUAUGCAGGCAGACUGGGGAAGUUUCUUCGGCUCUGGAAGGGGUGUAUUUCAAGGGAUGUGA